AGUUAUUCUUGCCUGUUUCACAUCGGUCUACGCAAUUAUAGUAAUCUUUGCUACAAUAGCAGCACGAAAAUAGACACUUGUUGUUUUUUCUCGUUUUAUCUUUUCGUUUUACUUUAUUUUCCCCUCGCCGUAAUCAGUUGUUAUCAAUUUACUUUAGUGUUUGUAGUUCACAUUUGAAAUUGAUUAGAACCACGUAAUCCCAGUGAGGGUUUACGUGGCUAGCUAGGCUAACAAGUGAGGCUAGCUAAAUUAGAAACGCCAGCUGCCUUGUUUAGCAGGUUGAGAUAGGUACUUAGUUUUGCUCAAUUCAAAUUAGCAAGCGAGUCAACUACAUUUUGAACCGUUAUAUUUUAUGAAGACAUGUAACGCGUGGUUAUGGUUGACGUUUCUGGAAACAGCUAGCUAGUAGCUAGGUAGCCUGUCAUACUUUUUCAUCCUGGCAGGGAAUAUUGAGCUGUCCAACCAACCUUAGCUAACCAUUCACCACCUGGCAAAAAAAUCACCAUGGACUUCGAAAAUGUCUUGUCAAUCGCUUCCCAAAACCAGGGCCUCAGUAGCGUACCGAAGCGGUACAGUUUACAAACUGGACCACCCAAAAAGGACCCUAAAGUGAAAGGUGUCAACUCAGCAGCUGUGCAGGCUUUCCUAAAGAAACAAGAGAUGGAGAGUAAGAAGAAAGAGGCCAUGAGUAUGAAAAAGAAAGAGGGGCUUCUCGCCAAAAGGGUGGAGCUAAAGUCUGACCGCAAGGCUCGAGCGAUGGCAUCUCGAACCAAGGAUAACUUCAGGGGCUACAACGGCAUCCCUGUGGUGGAGGAACCCAAGAAGAGGAGAUCAAAGGGGGAGAGGGGCGAAGAGCAGCAGAGGAGUGACACUUACGACGAAGAUGAUGAGGACACGUACGAAUAUGAGCAGACUGACUCUGAGCCCGAGCCAGAACCGGACCCGGAACCCCAGAUACCCAGACAGGCUGCUCCGAACUCCAAGCCCUCAAAGAGACCCAGCGGACCAUCUAAACCCGCCCCUCUACCCAUGAACUUUGCCGAGCUGCUCAAACUGGCCCAGAAGAAGCAGUUUGAGCCAGUGGAGGUGAAAGCCAAGCCAAGCAAGAAGGGCGAGCCGGAGAGGCUGCGGACGGCCGAUGAGAUACGUGAGCUGGACCUGGAACGCAAGGCUAAGCGGCUUGAUAAAGGUAGCAGAGACUCCAGACCCCAGGAGAGAGAACGAGAUAGAGAUGGGGACAGAGAUAGGAACAGAGAUGGAAGAGACAAAUCCCAGGCCAGCUCAAGCUCCUCAAGGAAAAGCACUUCUGACAGAGAUGUAAGGAACGGGAAGCAGCCACACAAGAGCUUGUCGGAGAGGCCUGUCCCCAGUGGGUCGGGGAGGAAGCCAAAGGUCCCGCUGCCAUCUUGCUCGUCGAGCGAAAGAAGCCACCACGGUUCUGCCAAGCCGUCUCGAGACAGAGACCGAGAUAGAGAAAGGCCCAAAGCAAAACCUUCUCAGAGCUCCUCUUCCAGCUUGUCAGGUGCCUUGAGCAGAAAAGCCCCCACCAAAGGAGCCUCCUCUCAGGUCUCAGCCAAACCCGCCACACCCAGGCCCACUUCAGCAGGCCACAAACCCACUGCCACAAGUGACCUUAACACCCCCAGGAAGGGAAACCCCUCACUAACUCCAGGGCGACCCGGCAGCUCCGGGAUGAAACCCAGCACAGCUCUGAGUUCCAUCCAGGCUAGACCACAGGGUUUGGGCCAAAACAGACCACAGCAAGGGGGCUCUUUGGGGCAGGCUCGAGCCAGCCAAGGCAGCUCAGUGAGGGGAGGACCCACCGGAGGACCCUCCAGGCCCGGAAAGGGAGAACCGGCGCGACCUGGUGGUAGCUCCACGGCAAGACCAGCGAGUAAUGAACAGAUGAGACCCACUGCAGUCGGUCCUCCCAGGCCAGGGGGGCCACCUCAGGCCAGGCCGGGUGGAGGUAGUGUCCAAGGUCGCCCUGGUGAUGGAGGGGUCAGACCUCCAGGGAACGCACCCAGUCGGCCUGGGGGUGGGGGGCCCGUGCCCAGGCGGCCAGCCAGCAGUAUGGGCUCCGGGCCUGGGAGACCCAAGUGCACUUUGGUGGCCGAGACCAUCUCAUCCAAGACCUUUGGUGGAGGCAGGGGAGCGCCACCGAGUAGGCCAGGCAUGCCACCGAGUAGGCCAGGCAUGCCACCGAGUAGGCCAGGCAUGCCACCGAGUAGGCCAGGCAUGCCACCGAGUAGGCCAGGCAUGCAGCCCAGCUCAAUGAUGAGACCUCAAGGCACGAUUCGUUCGCCAAUCACCUCGGCCUACAAGAGGAAGUACGAGGACGAGGAGGAGUAUGACUCUGAGAUGGAGGACUUCAUCGACGAUGAAGGGGAGGACCAAGAGACAAUCUCCAAACACAUCAAGGAAAUCUUUGGCUACGACCGGACCAAAUACAAAGAGGAGAGUGACUAUGCAUUAAAGUUCAUGGAGAGCAGUUGGAAAGACCAGCAAAAAGAGGAGGCUAGGAGUUUACGCCUGGGUAUCAAGGAGGAUGAGGAAGAGUUGCGCUUAGAGGAGGAAGAGAUGAAAAAAGAAAAUGCCAAUGAAUGCGAAACGAAAAAAAGUUUGAGGACACUUAAGUUUAACACACAAACACAAUGCAGCCAUUUCCUGGAGUGUGUGUGUGUGUGUUUGGGGGGGGGGGGAAAUUUGCCCCUAGAUGUUGCUCCUGAGUCAGUUUAGCAUUUUCCCCGCUAGUGGUAAGGAUUGGGGGGAGGGGAAGCUGAUCCUAAAUCUGCACCUAGGGAAAACUUCACCCUGGAGUGGAAUGGGGUGGUCAGACCAGUGCAGUGGCCACUUGCUUCUGUUACAUUAUUUAUUUUUCCCGUUGGAAAGGAGUAGGGUUGCACUAUCAAGUCUUUCAGUCUUUUCCUAGCUGAGCCGCAGAGAGACAAUUUAAUAUAAUACCAAUUAUGACCUAUUUUUGAAACCCAUAGAAAAUGACAGAGCUAUCAUGUAACGUGUGAUUGCCUUGCCAAGUUGUGAAUGGCAAUCAUGUUGUAUUUUUCCCCAUACAGAACCAAAACCCAUUGGUCCAUUUUUUUAAAUUUAAUCUUCUUUAAUGUAAAGGGGCAGUCAGCAGUUGAAACAAUAAAGCGGUGUCCCCGCCUCUGUUUCAGUAAAUGCUGUGGGAUGGGGCUGGAGAAAUGUAACCACUCUCAAAUUCAUAUGCUAUGGAUGCAAGGGCUGACCAUCCAUGAUACCAAAAUUAUGGUUUUAACCAAGUUUUGAUUCUAUAUAGUGUUUGUUUACAUUUACUUUGAACAUUGGAGUAAAACAAGCUUAUAUUUUGUGUUCUGUGUGGAUAUGACAGUUGAACUAAACUCAUGAGGCAUUAAGUUAUAUUCCUCAAGAAUCAAUGGGUACAUAUCAUUAACUUAUAAAUCAGAAAAUGGAUGUAGCAACUGCAGAUUGCCCCUUUAAUGAUGGAGAAAAAGAGACAUUGCCAGAGACAUUUCAUGAAAUGUUGCUAUUUUCUUGUUAAAAAGAUUUGACGUAACUUGUUGGCAGAUGGUUUUUAUUUGCUUGUGGUGUGCCUUUGCUGUUUCCCCCCCUGUUAUAUUAUUUUAAUCCCUAGAACGAUAUGAUCCUAUUUGUUAAUUUAGCAGCCUGAAUCUGCUAAUUUAAAUAGAAAUGUAACUAUAAUUUCUCAUCCUUUUAUAUAACAAAAUAGCAUUCAUUUCAUACUGAAGCAAAUAAAAUCUCUCAAUGUGGUGGAAAACACUA
This is a messenger RNA of Salmo salar (Atlantic salmon), 3783 nucleotides long. It is a transcript of the gene spty2d1, whose product is annotated as SPT2 chromatin protein domain containing 1. The record is from RefSeq and is a predicted model, not a curated record. Gene Ontology annotation, biological process: nucleosome assembly; transcription by RNA polymerase I. Gene Ontology annotation, molecular function: histone binding; DNA binding. Lineage: Eukaryota; Metazoa; Chordata; Actinopteri; Salmoniformes; Salmonidae. Gene Ontology annotation, cellular component: nucleolus.